Molecule: messenger RNA, 950 nt
Organism: Tripterygium wilfordii
Lineage: Eukaryota; Viridiplantae; Streptophyta; Magnoliopsida; Celastrales; Celastraceae
Product: probable acetyltransferase NATA1-like
Exons: 1
Coding region: 85-780 (231 amino acids)
Molecular function (GO): N-acetyltransferase activity
Source: RefSeq, a predicted model, not a curated record
AUACUGUGCUUGAAAACAUCUCCUUUGUACCAAAACACUCUCUAGAACAACCCAACCGUUACUGUUACACACAGAAAAUUCCAAAUGGCCGCAGCCGCUCCGCCACCGCCACCAGCGCCCGCGCCUUCACCACCGACUGGAGUUCCCGAAUCUGCACCCAUUGGGCAUCCCAUCUUCUACCGUAUCCGUCUAGCGACUCCCGCCGACGUCCCCCACAUCCACAAGCUCAUCCACCAAAUGGCGGUAUUUGAGCGCCUCACCCACCUCUUCUCCGCCACGGAGUCCUCCCUCUCCACUACCCUCUUUAACUCUCCUCCCUUCCACUCCUUUACCAUCUUCCUUCUCGAAGUCUCCCGCCAUCCCCUCCUUCCACUCCCACCAUCUCCGCAUUUCACUCCAAUCGAACGCGUGAUCACUCGUGAGCUGCCACUGAUUGACCCAGAAGAAGAUCAGUUCCGAUCGAUGGGUAAUGGGGAUGUUGUGGUUGCUGGGUUUGUGUUGUUUUUCCCCAACUACUCUACUUUUUUGGGGAAACCUGGGUUUUAUGUGGAGGACUUGUUUGUGAGGGAGUGUUAUAGGAGGAAGGGGUUUGGGAGGAUUCUUCUGACGGCAGUGGCAAAGCAGGCAGUGAAGAUGGAUUAUGGGAGAGUGGAGUGGGCGGUCCUUGAUUGGAACGUGAAUGCUAUCGAGUUUAAUGAGCUGAUGGGUGCUAAGGUGUUGAGUGAAUGGAGGAUUUGCAGGUUAACUGGUGAGGCUCUUGAAGCUUAUCGUGAUGCUUAAUCUGGCUUUUCUGCUUGUUUAAUCAAACAACAGAGUUAUGGAUUAGUUUCACUGGUGCGGAUUGUGUUUUUUUUGUUGUACCGCCAUGUUUUUCUUGUGCACCAUGUUAGAUUAAAGAAAUUUUACUCUGCUACUAAAUUGAUGUUCAACCUGUUUGGAGAUUCUUCUCU